Lingula anatina is the source of this 603-nucleotide messenger RNA. RefSeq names its product galactose-3-O-sulfotransferase 3-like. Lineage: Eukaryota; Metazoa; Brachiopoda; Lingulata; Lingulida; Lingulidae. The record is from RefSeq and is a predicted model, not a curated record.
AUGAACCGUAGGAAAAUAACCAUAAAAGACGCCAACUAUAACCCGAAUGUAACCUAUGAUAUUAUUUUCAAUCACAUGUUUUUUGACUCAAAAGUAAUAGAAACCAUGAUGCCAAAUGAUACAUUUUAUAUCGGUAUAGUUCGCGAACCAUUUUCUCAGUUUCAAAGUGCGUUCAAUUAUUAUCGUAUUUCAAGCUUCUUGAGAAACGCCAUGAUGUAUGAGUUUGGGUUCCCAGACGAUAGAAAUGAUCUCAGGAACAACGACAGAUUCAUUGCCGAAUACAUUGAUUUCUUGGACAAGAAGUUCGAUUUUGUAAUCGUCUUGGAAAUGUUUGAUGAGAGUUUGGUGCUACUACGCCGCUUGCUGUGCUGGGGCAUGGACGACGUCUUAUAUGUGGUUACUAACAAACGGGAAUAUGAAUACAAAAAUGUGAAAGACGAAAUUACUGUGAAGAAACAUAGGCAAUGGAGCAAAGCUGACUAUCAGUUAUAUAACCACUUCCUGACAAAGCUACAAAACACUGUUAUGUUGCGAGGGUCGGACUUCAAUCGGGAGGUGUUGCUUUUCCGUCAAGCAAUCUCGGCACUCGGCAAAUUUCAUUGA